This is a messenger RNA of Penaeus vannamei (Pacific white shrimp), 1500 nucleotides long. Lineage: Eukaryota; Metazoa; Arthropoda; Malacostraca; Decapoda; Penaeidae. The record is from RefSeq and is a predicted model, not a curated record.
AUGGGGUAUGGGGCAGAGCGGGAUUUCAUGGGGUAUGGGGGCAGAGGCGGGAUUUCAUGGGGUAUGGGGCAGAGGCGGGGAGUUCAUGGGGGUAUGGCGGCAGAGGCGGGGAUUGCAUGGGGUAUGGGGGGGGCAGAGGCGGGAUUUCAUGGGGUAUGGGGUGAAUAUGGGGGCAGAGGCGGAUUUCAUGUGGUAUGGGCAGAGGCGGGAUUUCAUGGGUAUGGGGGCAGAGGCGGGGAUUUCAUGGAUGGGGCAGAGGCGGAUUUCAUGGGUAUGGCGGAAGAGGCGGGAUUUCAUGGGGUAUGGGGGCAGAGGCGGGAUUUCAUGGGGUAUGGGGGCAGAGGCGGGAUUUUCAUGGGUAUUUCAUGGGGGCAGAGGCGGGAUUUCAUGGGGUAUGGGGGCAGAGGCGGGAUUUCAUGGGGUAUGGGGGCAGAGGCGGGAUUUCAUGGGUAUGGGGGCAGAGGCGGGAUUUCAUGGGUAUGGGGCAGAGGCGGGAUUUCAUGGGGUAUGGCGGCAGAGGCGAUUUCAUGGGUAUGGCGGCAGAGGCGGAAUUUCAUGGGGUAUGGGGGCAGAGGCGGGAUUUCAUGGGUAUGGCUGCAGAGGCGGGAUUUCAUGGGUAUGGGGCAGAGGCGUUUCAUGGGGUAUGGCGGCAGAGGCGGGAUUUCAUGGGUAUGGGGGCAGAGGCCGGGAUUUCAUGGGGUAUGGCGGCAGAGGCGGGAUUUCAUGGGGUAUGGGGCAGAGGCGGGCAUGGGUAUGGCGGCAAGGUGGGGUAUGGGGGCAGAGGCGGGAUUUCAUGGGUAUGGCGGCAGAGGCGGGAUUUUAUGGUAUGGGGCAGAGGCAGGAUUUCAUGGGGUUGGCGGCAGAGGCGGGAUUUCAUGGGUAUGGGGGCAGAGCGGGAUUUCAUGGGGGUAUGGGGCAGAGAAUUUCAUGGGUAUGCGGGGGUAUGCGGCAGAGGCGGGAUAUCAUGGGGUAUGGGAGAGGCGGGAUUUCAUGGGUAUGGGCAGAGGCGGGGGUAUGGGGCAGAGGCGGAAUUCAUGGGUAUGGGGCAGAGGUGGAAUUUCAUGGGUAUGGAGGCAGAGGCGGAAUUUCAUGGGUAUGGGCAGAGGCGGGGAUUUCAUGGGUAUGGCGGCAGAGGCGGGAUAUCAUGGGGUAUGGAGGCAGAGGCGGGAUUUCAUGGGGUAUGGCGGCAAAGGCGGGGAUUUCAUGGGGUAUGGCGGCAGAGGCGGGCAUGGUAUGGGGGCAGAGGCGGGAUUUCAUGGGGUAUGGGGCAAGGCGGGAUUUCAUGGGUAUGGGCGCAGAGGCGGAUUUUCAUGGGUAUGGCGGCAGAGGCGGGAUUUCAUGGGUAUGGCGCAGAGGCGGGAUUUCAUGGGUAUGGCGGCAGAGGCGGGAUUUCAUGGGUAUGGGGGCAGAGGCGUGGUUGUGGAUGCUGCUGAAAAGUAUGGUACAGCGCCGUUCACGCCUAGUAACCACUGGGUGACACGACAUCUUGCUUCAAAAUAG